AUGACAACCACUUUUCUCAAUCAAACCGAACAAACUACCACGACUCCUUCGAGUGAAAGACCACUUGCGUAUGUCAAAGGUGAAGCUGAAUUCUGUGGCCUGAAAUUCAAGGUAUCAGAGAAAUGCUUGAUUCCUCGUGAACGUUCAAAGGUCCUGGUGAAUGCCGCUGAGGAAAUUCUUUUGGAGGAAAUCAUAAAGAACCCUGCCAAAACGCAACGUGUCCUGGAUAUUGGCACUGGAUCCGGCAAUUUGCUCUUGUCGCUCAUGCAUCGUAUUCAAAACAUCCAUGGACGACCCAAAUCGGUGGAAGGUGUUGGCAUCGAUAUCAGCCAAGAUGCCGUUGAGGUUGCACGUGAGAAUCAAGCAUGGCUCAAUGUUGUCAAUGCUGAAUUUUUCGCAUGCGACAUGGCUUUAUUGGAUAGUCGCCAUAUUGGGCUGUUCGAUCUCGUCUUGGCUAAUCCUCCAUACACGGUCAACAACAAGCCUGAAACACAAUUGCAUGAACCUGCCGUGGCCAUGUUUACGGGUGAUGAAGGAUUUGAAUGUUAUGGUAUCAUCAACGCGGUGGCUCCCAAGUUAAUGCAUCCACACGCCAAGUUGGUCAUCGAAUUUGGUCGCGGUAUGGUGAACCGUAUCAAGGCAAUCAUGACUCAGUGGAAGGUGGUUGCUACGUACCAGGAUCAAGAAGGCUACGAUCGUUGGUUGGUGUUGGAACAAUUGUAG
This is a messenger RNA of Lichtheimia ornata, 723 nucleotides long. RefSeq lists its product as uncharacterized. The coding region runs from base 1 to 723 and encodes 240 amino acids. The transcript has a single exon. Gene Ontology annotation, molecular function: nucleic acid binding; protein methyltransferase activity. NCBI's taxonomy places the organism in Eukaryota, Fungi, Mucoromycota, Mucoromycetes, Mucorales, Lichtheimiaceae. Gene Ontology annotation, biological process: protein methylation. The record is from RefSeq and is a predicted model, not a curated record.